UGUAAAGUGCAUUGUAUCAACAAACAAACAAGGAGGUUUAUACAAAAAGUUUUGAGAUUAUUAUUGGCUGAAAUUCAUAGUUGAAAGUAUACGACUGACCCACAUGAAUUAAGCUGUAUUAAGUUCUGCAGUUUCAUCAGUAUUUUAGGAUUGUCUAUUGAUCGAGGAAAUUUUUAUUGCUUAAAACAUAUUAUGCCAGUUGAAGUGACCGAUGAUAUCGAAGAUGCCUACUCUAGCCACCUUGAUCGACACAAUGAGAAAUUGGCGCCUGGACGCGGACGACGUAGUUACCCACUUAAAUCCUCCGACCCCUAUAAUACAAGUCAGUCCAAGGAUACAGGAACCCGUCAAGGAGUCCUCCGAGAUCAGUAUGGACAGGCUGAAGAGUGCAAGUUCAACGGGAAAUGUCGAGAUAAAGACGGUGAGAGGGAAUUGGAGCAACUUACUGUGGUCAUUGAUAGCUCCGAGAAUGUUGAGAGAGGAAUCAGCAGAUGUGGAGGCACAAAAGAAGCUACUGAAGAAUAAGAAGAAAAAGAACAAGCAAGAAGAAAAGAAGAGUGAAGGGGGACAGUCUGGCGAGAAGACUAUAUGUAUGAUGGCAGAAAGCCCAUUCCGAAUACUGAAAGCGGCUGAAAGUGGCAAUUUGGAGAUAUUCCAGAGAUUGUACUUCGCCGAACCAACCAGGUUAUCAAUAAAGGACAGCAGAGGUAGGACAGUAGCUCACCAAGCGGCAUAUGGCAACAGGGUUAAUAUUCUUCAGUUCAUACAUUCCCAACGAGGAGAUUUGAACAACCAGGACAAUGCAGGGAACACACCUCUUCAUAUAGCUGUGGAAAAUGAAUCUCUAGAUGCUGUAGAUUUUUUACUUAAAUUAGGCGUGAGGACAGACAUCCUGAACGAAAAGCACCAGGCCGUCAUUCAUUUGACGACAGAACUGAACAAGGUAAAAGUUCUGGAAGUGAUGGGAAGACAUAGAAGCAUCAUAAACAUCGAGCUGGGUGGUGACCACGGUAGGACGGCCUUACACAUUGCAGCAAUCUAUGACCACGAUGAAUGCGCCAAAAUGCUGAUUUCAACGUUUGGAGCUUCGCCGAAGAACCGAUGCAACAACGGUUACUACCCAAUCCACGAAGCCGCGAAAAACGCCUCGUCCAAAACCUUGGAGGUUUUCCUCCAAUGGGGUGAAAUGAACGGUACCACCAGAUCCGAGAUGAUAUCCCUGCCGGACGCUGAAGGGAACAUACCACUACAUUCGGCAGUUCAUGGAGGCGACCUCAAGGCUGUUGAGCUCUGUUUGAAGUCCGGCGCCAAGAUCUCGACUCAGCAACAAGACUUGUCGACCCCCGUACAUCUGGCUUGUUCCCAAGGUGCCACUGAGAUCAUAAAGCUGAUGUUCAAGCUGCAACCUGAGGAGAAGGUGGCCUGUUUGAAGUCCUGCGACGUGCAGAAGAUGACUCCCCUUCACUGUGCCGCCAUGUUUGAUCACCCUGAGAUCGUCGCUUUCUUGAUCGACGAAGGUGCUGAUAUAAACUGCAUGGAUAAGGAAAAACGCACACCUCUACUCCUUGCAGCGGUUAGGGGAGGCUGGCGGACCGUUCACACCCUCAUAAAAAAGGGAGCGGAUAUAAACGUGAAAGACGUAAACCGACGCAACGUCCUGCAUCUCGUGGUGAUGAAUGGCGGCAGGCUGGAGUUAUUCGCGAACGAAGUAAGUCAGGCCCAGUCGCACUCCAGCUUGCAGCAGUUGCUGAACGAGAAAGAUGUGUCUGGUUGCGCGCCACUGCACUACGCGAGCAGGGAGGGACACAUCAGGAGUCUGGAGAACCUGAUACGUCUUGGAGCGGUGAUAAAUCUGAAAAAUAAUAACAAUGAGAGCCCUUUGCAUUUCGCAGCCAGAUACGGACGUUUCCACACCGUCAAACAGCUUUUGGACAGCGAAAAGGGAACGUUCAUUAUAAACGAGUGCGACGGGGAGGGUUUGACACCCCUCCACAUCGCCUCCCAGCACGGACACGCGAGGAUUGUGCAGUUGCUGCUCAACAGGGGUGCUCUCCUCCACAGGGAUCACAACGGGAGGAAUCCCCUGCAUCUGGCCGCUAUGAACGGCUUCACUCAGACCAUGGAACUGCUGCUUUCUGUGCAUUCGCACCUUCUGGACCAGACUGACAAGGAUGGGAACACGGCUCUGCAUUUGGCGACCAUGGAGAACAAGCCGAAUGCAAUCUCACUCCUCCUGAGCAUGGAAUGCAAAUUACUCCACAAUUCAACAGAACUCAGUGCGAUAGAUUACGCAAUUUAUUACAAGUAUCCAGAAGCUGCCCUUGCCAUGGUCACACACGAGACAAGGGCGAAGGAAGUCAUGCUGCUGAAGUCCUACAAACAUCCUUGUGUCACUCUAGCACUUAUUGCUUCGAUGCCAAAAGUUUUUGAAUCCGUACAAGAUAAAUGUAUCACAAAGGCCAACUGUAAAAAGGAUUCCAAGUCAUUUUACAUCAAAUACAACUUUCAAUGUUUGCAAUGUCCCGAGUUCUACGCAGAUAUGGAUGGCAAGACUGGAGAAGCUUUGAACAUAUACAGACCCAUACCACUACCGGCUCUAAAUGCUAUGGUUUCUCACGGCAGAGUAGAACUAUUGGCGCAUCCCUUGAGCCAGAAAUAUCUUCAGAUGAAAUGGAAUUCUUACGGAAAAUACUUCCACUGUGUGAAUGUGAUCUUUUACAGCUUCUUCCUAGGUUUUGUGACUUGCUUUUCGGCACAGCUGAUGACGAGACACGGCGAUGACAGGAGGAAUUCAACGCAAAAUGAAACCUUAAACAUCGAACAGAGUAUGCAAGAUCUCCUGGAUGUCGAAAUAUCCACGGUGAUAUACGUCAGUGCUUUAGGCAUUUUAGGCUGUCUUGGACUAGGGGUGAUCAAGGAAGGUAUCCAAGUUUACCAGCAAAAGUGGAUGUACCUACUGGACCCCAUAAACCUGGUCACAUGGAUACUUUACGUAGCAGCCAUGGUCAUGGCUCUUCCGAUCUUUGGUGGGGAGUUUCAUGAUCUACAUUUUUCCUGCGCGUCCAUCGUCGUGUUCUUGAGCUGGUUCAACCUGCUGUUGCUGUUGCAGAGGUUCGAUCAAGUGGGGAUUUAUGUUGUGAUGUUCCUAGAGAUCCUGCAGACGCUCAUCAAGGUGCUGAUGGUGUUUUCCAUACUGAUCAUAGCGUUCGGUCUGGCGUUUUACAUCCUGCUCUCGAAGGGCCACCAUCUCUCCUUCAAAACCAUCCCCAUGUCCUUGGCCAGGACCUUCUCAAUGAUGCUGGGUGAAAUAGACUUCCUUGGAACAUACGUGAAACCGUACUACCUAACGGUCAACGAGGAAAAGUCCUUUCUACCCUUUCCCAUCCCUUCCUUCUUCAUCCUCGGCAUUUUCAUGGUACUGAUGCCCAUCCUUCUCAUGAAUCUGCUCAUCGGUUUGGCGGUCGGUGACAUAGAGUCUGUCAGGAGGAACGCCCAACUCAAGAGGCUGGCCAUGCAAGUGGUUUUGCAUACCGAAUUAGAGUCGAAACUGCCAAAAAUGAUUUUAGAAAAAGUUGACAAAGUCGAGCUUAUAGAAUAUCCGAACGACACCAAACACGAGCUGGGUCUGUGGGAGUCGAUUUUCAGAAAAUGGUUCGGAGAUCCUUUUUCAGAUGAAGCUAUGGACGUUGUUGGAGUAGAUAACACAGAGGAUUAUCUAGUUACGGAAAUUUCCAAAACGAAGAAGCGGCUCAAGGAACUUGCUUAUGCUCUUGAAACUCAACAACAAUUUUUGAGACUUAUCGUUCAGAAAAUGGAAAUCAAAACAGAGGCGGAGGAUGUGGACGAAGGUGUCUCAACCAACGAAAUGAACUCAGCACAGACAGCCUCACACAAAUGGACAUCGCCCAAAAUAAGGAAAAAACUUGGUUCAGUGUUAAACUUCAAUAAGAGCCUUUGAGAAUUAUUGAUCUCAGAUUACCAGUAUUCACUGUUCUUCAAAUACAUUCCGUCAUAGAAAAAUAGAACCCUUACCAGGAUAUGUUCGAAUUUAAGAUUUAUUUUUUCAAUGUUUUUCAGUAGGAAAUAAAGGUCUCCACAGAUA
This is a messenger RNA of Coccinella septempunctata (seven-spotted ladybird), 4102 nucleotides long. It is a transcript of the gene TrpA1, whose product is annotated as transient receptor potential cation channel subfamily A member 1. The coding region runs from base 212 to 3958 and encodes 1248 amino acids. Gene Ontology annotation, cellular component: membrane. Gene Ontology annotation, biological process: transmembrane transport; monoatomic ion transport. NCBI's taxonomy places the organism in Eukaryota, Metazoa, Arthropoda, Insecta, Coleoptera, Coccinellidae. The transcript is spliced from 21 exons. The record is from RefSeq and is a predicted model, not a curated record. Gene Ontology annotation, molecular function: monoatomic ion channel activity; protein binding.